Molecule: messenger RNA, 1416 nt
Organism: Balaenoptera acutorostrata (minke whale)
Lineage: Eukaryota; Metazoa; Chordata; Mammalia; Artiodactyla; Balaenopteridae
Exons: 4
Coding region: 1-1116 (371 amino acids)
Source: RefSeq, a predicted model, not a curated record
AUGUGCAAAGCUGAGGUGCCCCUGGCAGCCAAGCAGCCACACCCAGAAAGUCACCGGAUGUCUGGAUUUGGAGUGGGGCAGCAGUCAGGGCAGUACUGGCAGAGUGGCACAAAAGACAGUGUGGAGACUCGAGAAGUUUUUAUCUCUGCCCAUUUGAAUAAAAGCAGGCAUGUCAUGAGUGGGAAAGCGUAUAAAGUGCAGAUUGCCUUUGCGUCCACACAGAGUCAGAUCCUUCAGCUCCAGGUGCACGUCCCGAAUACCCGUGGACCCAUAAGCCACAUUGGAGGUCAGCGCCGCUGUAAGAGCCGGGCCGGUCCCGCCUUACGCCCUCCGCCGAAGCCGAGGCCCCGACGGCGGAAGCCGACGCGCUGUUCGCCCGGCGCCGCAGUGGCUCCCGGCGCCGCCCAUCGGGGCCGCCGGGCGUCGGCUCCCGGACCGACGAGGCGGAGGUGGCGGCGACACCGCAGUGGCGCUCCAUGGGCGCGCCGAGCCGGCCCGCUCCCAUCCGCAGCAGGAACCGCUGCCGACCGAGCCAGGCCCCCAGAGCCGGUGCCCUCGUCGCCUCCUCCGCGGCAAUCCAGCCAGAGCAGAAGAACAUCCUCGGCAGGCCGCCUCUUCCGUUGCGCCAACGCGCAGCAAGCCAAUCCAAACAAGAUGGGGGCGGCCCGAAGACCUCGUAUCCAAUCGGCUGUCUCAUUCGAGGCGGAUCGACCGCGCCUCCGUCCAAUGAAAGGCUCGGGUCGGGGCGAAGGACGGCGAGGGUGGGGAUCCGGGCUGGGCGGAGGAGAAGGCGGUGUUGCUGAGCAGAGAGUGAUGGCGGCGCCGCCCAAUGGACGCGCUGGUGGAGGGGUCCGCGCCCCCUCCACCGGAGUACACAGAGAUUUAAAUUUUUUCUUGCUUUCUCUAAUGAAAGAAGCUACCAUGUUGUGUGCCGCCCUAUGGAGCAACCCAUGUGGCAAGGGACUGAAGGCAGCCUCUGGCCAACAGCCAACAAGGAAGUGCAGCCCGCAGAGCAACAAUUCAAUGAGGAACUGGGACUUCCCUGGUUGUGCAGUGGUUAAGACUCUGCACUCCCAAUGCAGGGGGCCCACGUUCAAUCCCUGGUCAGGGAACUAGAUCCCACAUGCCACAACGAAGAGCCCGCAUGCUGCACUAAAGAUCCCACACGCGGCAAUGAAGAUGCCACGUGCCGCAACUAAAACCUGACAAAGCCAAAUAAAUUUUUUUAAAAAUGAGGAACUAAAUCCUGCAAGAACCACGUGAGUGAGCUUGGAAGUGAAUCCUCCCCAAACUGCAGCCCUGGCCAACACCUUGAUUGCAGCCUUGUGAGAGACCCUGAGCCAGAAGACGCAGCAAACCUGCACCUGAAAUCUUAACCCACAGAAACUGAGAUACUAAAUGUGUUGUUUUAAGCUA